UAACUAUGAAGGUGAAGAAGAGGUUAGUUUUUUGUUGAACUGCUUGGAAGGAACAGUUUUGAAUUCCAACACAACACAACCAACAACAAACACACGAAAAGAAGAAACACCUUUGAAAAAAUUAAUAAAAACCUUUUGGAGAGAGAAACUCAAGAGACGUGAGCCUUGAGUUCUUUCUUUUAUUUUUCUUUUCCACCAUUUGGUUUUGCUUCUUCCUUCCUUUGUUAUCCAAUCACCAAUCACCUUCUCUCUCUCCGUCUCUCCAUCUCUAUCUUCCUUCUUCCUAUCUACAGUUAUUCUCUCUCUAGCUUUUGAUUUUCUCUCUCAUCAGAUCUCGUCCAUGGUUCUCCGCUGGUUUUUGGAACACCCUUUUUCUUAAUCCUCUCUGAUCAAUCAUAUCUAGCAUUUUUAGACCGUGAAGUUUCAUUUUUUUUAUUUUAUUUGGUGUAAUUAGUUGAAUCCUUUAUUCUUUUUCAUUUUUUAUAGGGAAUAAUAUUAACGAAAAUAAUAAUUGAUUGUGGUUUGAAGAAAAAGAAAAAUCCCAACUUUUUUUGUCUUCUUUGUCGUUUGCGGUGUUUUGGAACAGAACCCAGAAAAAAAGAUUUUUAUAUUAUUUGAGGUGGUUGUACUUUGUGGUGGGUGUGAUUGAAGAUUUGCUGUGAUUGUGGAUGCUUGGAGAGGGUAAAGAACGGGGAGGGAAGUUGGGGGGUUAUGAUUGAGGGUGAAUUUGGGGAAUCAUUGAUUUUUGUGUUGUGGUUAGGAUCUAUUUUGGUGUAUUUGGUGAUGGGGAUGAGGAAUGAUGCACAGAAGCAACAGCUUCUUCAUCAGGGUAAUGGUGGUGGCAAAACCAGCGGCUUCAUUCCUAGUUCUUUUCGUGCUCUUUCUAGCUACCUCAGGAUUGUUUCCUCUGGUGCUUCCACAGUUGCACGUUCUGCUGCAUCUGUUGUAGCUUCAUCCGUUGUGGACAGAGAUGACGUUCCCGACCAUGAUAAGGUUAUUUGGGCUGGGUUUGACGAGUUAGAGGGUGAGGGUGAAGUUAUUCAGCAAGUACUUCUUCUAGGCUAUCGAUCUGGCUUCCAGGUUUGGCAUGUCGAUGAAUCAAAUAAUGUCCGUGACCUUGUAUCCAGACUUGAUGGUCCUGUUUCUUUUAUGCAAAUGGUACCUAAUCCAAUUGCAUCAAAGAGAUCUGAAGACAACUAUGCAAACAGUCGGCAGCUGUUGGUUGUUUGUACUGAUGGAUUCUUUGUAGGAGGUAGCAAUGUUCAGGAUGGGUUGGCCACCCCUAAUAAUGGAAGCACUUUAAACUCACAUGAACAAAUGAAUGGAAACUAUUUGCCGACUACUGUUAGGUUUUAUUCUAUGAAAUCUCAAUCAUAUGUUCAUGUGCUGAAGUUUAGAUCAGUUGUUUAUUCUGUGAGGUGCAGUUCUCGAGUAGUUGCUAUCUCUCAGUCCACUCAGAUUCACUGUUUUGAAGCUACCACAUUAAUAAGGGCGUAUAUUUUACUUACCAAUCCUAUAGUCAUGAGUGUCCCUGGUUCUGGAGGCAUAGGUUAUGGUCCUCUUGCGGUGGGACCAAGAUGGUUGGCAUAUAGCGGAAGUCCAGUUGCUGUUUCCAAUUCAGGACAUGUCAGCGGACAACAUUUGAUGCCUUCUGCAAGUGUUUCUGGUUUUUCUUCUAAUGGCAGUUUGCUUGCUCAUUAUGCCAAAGAGUCCAGCAAGCAUAUUGCUACUGGUAUUGUAUCCCUCGGAGACAUGGGGUAUAAGAAACUUUCCAGAUACUGCUCUGAUACCAAUGGUUCAUUACAAUCUGUAAAUUCUGUCUCUAAGGGCACCGGAACCAUUAAUGGCCAUUCAACGGAUGCAGAUAACAUUGGGAUGGUUAUUGUUAAAGAUAUUGUCUCCAGAAACGUUAUUGCUCAAUUCCGGGCCCACAAGAGUCCUAUUUCAGCAUUAAGCUUUGAUCCUAGUGGCACCAUUUUAGUGACAGCUUCCAUUCAGGGUCAUAACAUAAAUGUUUUUAAGAUCAUGCCUGUACAGGACAAUUUUUCUGCUUCUGAUACUGGCCCCUCUUAUGUUCAUUUGUACAAGCUGCAACGUGGCUUUACAAAUGCGGUUAUUCAAGAUAUCAGUUUCAGUGAUGACAGCAAGUGGAUUAUGAUCAGUUCCUCUAGGGGCACUAGCCAUCUAUUUGCCAUAAAUCCUCAAGGAGGACAUGUAAAUAUUCAGUCCUAUGAUGAUAGUUUUACUAUAAGAAAUAGUGGAUUAGGCUCUACAGCUAAUCACCCCCAGGGAUGGUCUCAUGGUUCUGCCAUGCAAAAGCCUAAACAAAAGAGUUUGGUUGUGGCCGGCCCACCAAUCACUCUUUCCGUGGUAAGCCGGAUCAGGAAUGGAGCCAAUGGCUGGAGGGGCAGUGUAACUGGUGCUGCUGCUGCUGCAACUGGUAGGAAAACUCACCUUUCUGGGGCUGUAGCUUCAUCUUUUCGGAAGUUUAAAAGUUCUGAAAUGAACUAUUCAAAGUAUCACCUGCUGGUCUUUUCACCAACUGGUUCUAUGAUACAAUAUGCUCUGCAAAUGUUAAGCAGUCAAGAUUCAGGUGUUGGCUCUGUGUUGGCUCCUGCAUAUGAAUCCCUUCCACAGGAUGAUGCAAGAUUAGUAGUUGAGGCUAUCCAAAAAUGGAAUAUAUGUCAGAGUCAUAGUCGAAGAGAGCGAGAAGAUAACAUAGAUAUAUAUGGCGAGAAUGGAAUUGCAGAUGCCAAUAAAAUAUAUCCGGAGGAAGUGGGGGAGGAGUACACCAUUAGCCCGAAAGUCUGGAAUGGAGCUAUGAAAGUAAAUCCUUCUCUUGAGGGGAAGAGUCAUUUGUAUAUUUCAGAAGCUGAACUUCAAAUGCAUCAAGCUCAGACUUCAUUAUGGGCAAAACCAGAGAUAUAUUUUCAUUCAAUGUUGCAAGAGCCUAACUUAAUGGGUGAAGAAGCUGCUUCGAGUGGCGAAUUUGAGAUUGAAAGGAUUCCUACAUGCGUAGUUGAAGCUAGAUCAAAAGACUUGGUUCCGAUUUUUGACUAUUUUCAGACUCCAAAGUUGCAGCAAGCAAGGACUUCUAUGGAUAGCAAAAAAGAUGACCAACUGUCACAUUACAGUUUGCAGUCAUCUGGAAAUGGCAGGAUUUCUUCUAGGAGUGAUGAUGGUGAUGUUUCUGAGUUAAGAAAUGGGAUUGAAGGAACUGAAUUGGAUAAUCAUGUGGUGGCUUCUGAAACUGUGAGCUUUGUAAAUAACAAUGACACCUUUAAACCAAAUACUCAGCAUGAGAUUGUAAAUAAUAGAAGGGAGCACUUAGACACCGAGGCUCAACUCAUGUUUGUAAAUAGUGACAGAAAGCUUGAAAAUGAAGAAUCAUUUUGAAGAAAAA
Molecule: messenger RNA, 3403 nt
Organism: Vigna angularis (adzuki bean)
Lineage: Eukaryota; Viridiplantae; Streptophyta; Magnoliopsida; Fabales; Fabaceae
Product: autophagy-related protein 18f
Exons: 7
Coding region: 712-3396 (894 amino acids)
Biological process (GO): autophagy; response to starvation
Cellular component (GO): cytoplasm
Molecular function (GO): protein binding
Source: RefSeq, a predicted model, not a curated record